This is a messenger RNA of Solanum pennellii, 393 nucleotides long. RefSeq names its product EG45-like domain containing protein. Bases 1 to 393 code for a protein of 130 amino acids. The record is from RefSeq and is a predicted model, not a curated record. The transcript has 2 exons. Lineage: Eukaryota; Viridiplantae; Streptophyta; Magnoliopsida; Solanales; Solanaceae.
AUGAAGAUGGGUCGAUUUGUCAUAUGCUUUAUCCUCCUAAGUUUAUUUUACAUUAGCUUAGUCUUGGGAGAUAUUGGCACAGCUACUUCUUAUAAUUCCCCUUAUACACCGACGAAAUGUGGCGGGAACAGGUCAGAUCAGUUCCCGUCGGGGAAUCUAUUUGUGGCAGUGAGCGAAGGGCUGUGGGAUAACGGGGCGGCGUGUGGGCGGCGUUACAGGCUGAGAUGUUUGAGUGGAAAUAAUAGGCCAUGCAAGGAAGGAACAAUUGACGUGAGAGUUGUUGACUAUUGCACCAAAAGGCCAUGUCCUUCAACUAUUGCUUUGUCAACUGAUGCUUUUGCUCAAAUAUCAAAUUCUCAUAAUGCUAAAAUCAACAUCGAAUAUGUCCAGUAA